AUGUUAAACGGAGAUAACAGAAAGAUAUUUGUCUGUGAUAGAGUUAUAUACAAGAUAAGGGAGGAGAUGGUGGAGGAGUAUGAGAAGAGCGGGCUAGUGAUGAUCAGAACACGAGCUUUCCAUAAGUUCAGGGUUGGAAAGAGAUAUGGAGAAAGAUAUUAUUUUUUGACUCGAGGAAGCGUGCUGGUGUAUGAGGAUCUGUUUGACGAGCCGCUGGAGGAAGUUGAAGUGUAUGGAGAGAAUGUUGUUGAUUUCCAUGUGCAUGAAGAAAGGGUAUUUAGUCUUGUGCGAAGAAUGGGCCGGUGUAUUGGAUUUGAUGAGAGCCAUGAGAUGAUGUUUGAUUUUCAAUCCGGUGCAUAUUUCUGGGAUGAGGGAUAUUUCUAUAUCAACACAAACAAGAGUUUGAUCAGGUUUGACAUUGGUACAAGAAAUGCUGAGGAGGUUCUGGCCGAUGUGAGCAUUAAGUAUUUUAUAGUGCAUUUCGGAAUGAUAGUUUAUGUGGAUAAUGCAAAUACCAUACAAGUUAUCAAGAAGGAUGCAAGACUCUCGUAUCACUACCACUCGCAUGCGGUCUUAGGGAUUGCUGUUACGCCUCUGGAGAGCCUGCUUGUAGUCAGCAAGAACAAGAGGCUUACAAGGCUGGAGACGCGAAGGGAUGAGAGGAUGAUGUUGUCGUCUUUUAAUGGGGAUGCGGUUGAUUUUGUGUAUGAGGGGGAGUGUGUUUAUGUGCUGACGGCGUUUAGUUUGGUUGUUUAUGAUAUGAAGACCGGGGCGGAGAGGGGGAGGAUUUACUCACUGCCGAAUUUUGAGUAUUGCAAGCUUUUCAGGGCUAAGAAUGCAAAGGACGAGGAGAAGCCGGGAAGGGAGAUUUUUGAGAAGAAUGUGAAAAGGACGAAGGUUGUGAUGCCUUAUGUGUUUCUGCGGGACGAGAAGAUGGUUUCUGAGAGGAGCCUUGUGGUGAUAAAAGGGAGUUAUGUGUUUUUGUAUGAUCUUGAUUUGGAGGAGGUUGAGAAGGUUGGGUAUUUUGAGGGAGCAGACUGUUUCUAUUCGAACGGAUGUGUAAUUGCAAUGUCUGGAAGGAUGCAUGGAGGGAGGACUAUGAAGAUGUACCGGAUUGAUGGAGAAGGGAUGUUUUUGAUGCAGAAGAGGGAAUGCGUGAAUGUGGCAAAUGUGCCUGAGGAUAUUGUGCUUGAUGGAAGCAGGCUAUUUAUGUAUUUUGAUGGGAGUUUUGUUGAGGUUGCGGAGGCGGGGAUUUUGAGGCGCUUGAAGACCGGGAUGAUCCAACAGAUAGAGGAAACUGAAGAAGGAGUUUUUUUGUUGGAUGGCCGUGGAAUAUACAAAGUUGGUACGGGAGAGUGGAUUCUUGAGGACGAGGAGAUUGCAUCGUUUUGCAUGUCAGGGAAGAUGCUGUUUGUGUCAUUUCUUGGGAAUGGAGUGACUGGAUUUCAGAUGCAGGACGGAGCGAGUGAGGAGAAGCUAGUUGAGGAUGUGAAUGUGAUAGAUGUUUUUUCAAAGGAUUCUGUGAUGGUGACGUCUCAUGCUGAUGAGGAUGUGGUUAUUUUGAGGAGAUACAGGAAGCAUGGAGACGAAUGGAUUAAGGACAAAGAGGCCAGUGUUGGAGAUAGGAUAAGUAAGGUUGUGCAUGAGAACGUGUAUCUUUCUGUGGCGAACAAACUGCACAAGGUGGGUUUUGAGUGA
Molecule: messenger RNA, 1698 nt
Organism: Ordospora pajunii
Lineage: Eukaryota; Fungi; Microsporidia; Ordosporidae
Exons: 1
Coding region: 1-1698 (565 amino acids)
Source: RefSeq, a predicted model, not a curated record